AUGUCUCUCCACCGCAUCUCCUUUCUGGAGGGCUGGGAGCGCAACUCCGCGGCCUUCCUCCGGAGACGGCCCGAGGACUCGGAGUCGCGCUCGGGACGCCAGUCGGACGAAGAGUCGGACUCGUACCAGGACCUUCCCGAGCCAUCGUUGUCAUCGUCGUUUCCCUCGACCUACAGCCGCCUUAAUUUUAACCCGUAUGCGGGUCCCGGGUGGAACGAGAGCACCGUCGAUGACGAUCGGCCUUCGUUUCUGGCCCUCUCUCCAACAGCAACGCGAGAUAGCCAUACUGGCCCACCUGACUGCGUACAGGGCCCGGAAUCUUUUGCUCCUGCUAUAGCACCUUCUCAAGAACCGUCUAGGGGAGAAUGGGAAACAAUUGGCGCCUUUGAGGUGAGCGCCGCGAAAAGAAUUGCUCAGGUAUUCUUUGCAGUUCUUUAUUGCUUUCUCGCCGCUGGGGUUGUCUUUGGCUUUGCCGCCUUGAAACCCGUCCUUGUUCGCGAGAAAGUAUAUAGAAACCUGUGCUCCACAGAGGAGUUGGAGCAAGAUGUUCCUGUAUGCGACGGGCAGGAGAUCCGCCUGAACUUGAUGUUCACAAUCGCCGCUGUAGUAACCAAUGUCUUCGCAUUGCCCGUAGGAACCAUCUUGGAUGCGUACGGACCGCGCGUGAGCGGCAUCAUCGGGAGCGUGUGUCUCGCGUUCGGGGCGCUCCUCUUCGGAUGGGCGAAUAAACUUCCUUUCGAUGGCUAUAUCCCAGGGUACCUUUUCUUGUCUCUGGGAGGGCCAUUCGUGUUCAUUUCGUCCUUCCAUCUCUCAAACACAUUCCCCACACGUUCGGGACUCAUUUUGUCGAUGCUGACGGGUGCAUUUGACGCCUCAAGCGCUUUGUUUCUGAUCUUCCGACUCCUCAACGAACACACACAAGGGGCGGUAUCCAUCCAGUCAUUCUUUCUUGUAUAUCUCGUGGUACCUGUGUUUAUUGUGACGGCCCAGGUAUUCGUCAUGCCGGCAACGUCAUACAAAACCACCGGCGAGCUCGUCCAGCAGGCAGAGGCGCAUCUCGUCGAGGAAUUGCACGAUCAAGUGGACCCGUCUAUCCACGACCGGGGCGAGGGUGAACGCCAGCGCAAUGAACGACGUGUACACCGACAGAGUGUCGUGAGCCAGAUUCAGGACUUGCUGGACGACGAUACGGCGUCUACCAUCAGUGCUAUCGGCAACCAAGAUUCGGUCUUCCAAACUAACCUGACGGAGCACCAGCCGAACAACAAUAAUACUAGAAAUAAUACCACCGGAAGCAGCAACUAUGACAACCACACAGACCCAUCAUCCCAACCGCAGAAGAUUCCACCAGGGCCGGCAGCCACUGGCCACACCAGCGGCCUUUGGGGCGUCCUCCACGGACGCAGCGCACUGCACCAAGUCCGCACGCCCUGGUUCAUUCUCAUCACACUUUUCACGGUCCUCAUGAUGCUGCGUAUCAACUACUUUGUAGCCUCGCUGCGACAACAAUACACCUACCUACUCUCAUCAGCAACGCUAGCCCGGCAGAUCAACUCAACCUUCGACAUUCUGCUCCCAGUCGGCGGACUGCUCUCGGUGCCGUUCAUCGGGACCUUCCUCGACACCUUCCACACGUGCACCGUGCUAGCCAUCCUCGUGACCACUGCCACCGUGAUCGGGGCCCUGAGCUGCAUCCCACACAGCCUGGGCGCAGCAUACGCGAAUAUUGCGCUGUUCGUGCUCUUCCGCCCCUUCUACUAUACCGCCGUGUCAGACUACGCGGCCAAGGUUUUUGGAUUCCAGACCUUUGGCAAGGUCUACGGGCUCAUCAUCUGUCUCGCUGGCGUGGGCAAUUUCGCGCAGGCGGGGUUGGAUGCACUCACGCUCAAGACUUUUGAUGGCAACCCCAUCCCUGUGAAUGUGGCUCUUAUGAUCCUAGUCGGUGGGGUGGGGAUUGCGUUGGUUGCAUUUGUGACAUGGCAGACCUUGACCGUUGAUUCCAAUGACGAGCCCGGCUUGUCUGGAGUGACUGGGUCUGGGGAGGGUGCUCAAUAUCCGGGUGUCAUGGCGAGAGACUGGGAGCGGCAGCCAUUGCUGGCGCGAGGAUCGAUGCAAGGGGAGAGAACAGCUAGGUCGUAUGGCGCAUGA
Messenger RNA from Penicillium alfredii, 2148 nucleotides. RefSeq names its product putative MFS transporter Fmp42. The record is from RefSeq and is a predicted model, not a curated record. Lineage: Eukaryota; Fungi; Ascomycota; Eurotiomycetes; Eurotiales; Aspergillaceae. The coding region runs from base 1 to 2148 and encodes 715 amino acids. The transcript has 3 exons. Gene Ontology annotation, molecular function: transmembrane transporter activity. Gene Ontology annotation, cellular component: fungal-type vacuole membrane. Gene Ontology annotation, biological process: transmembrane transport.